Molecule: messenger RNA, 2395 nt
Organism: Triticum urartu
Lineage: Eukaryota; Viridiplantae; Streptophyta; Magnoliopsida; Poales; Poaceae
Gene: VHA-A
Product: vacuolar ATP synthase subunit A
Biological process (GO): proton transmembrane transport; ATP metabolic process
Cellular component (GO): plant-type vacuole; proton-transporting V-type ATPase, V1 domain
Molecular function (GO): proton-transporting ATPase activity, rotational mechanism; ATP hydrolysis activity; ATP binding
Source: RefSeq, a predicted model, not a curated record
AAUAUGAGUCGUGGCUGGAAAUCGUUCGUGUCCCCCUUCAUCACCACCUCUACGGGGCUCCAGGAAGCGUCUCCAGCCCAGAUCGACACCGCCUCCCCCUUCUCCCCACACCGCCGCGCGAUCCCAUCUGACGCCGCCCCGGCCGACGACCCCAGCACGCCGGCCGCCAUGGCGCACGGCGACCGCAUGACCACCUUCGAGGAGGGCGAGCGCGAGAGCGAGUACGGCUACGUCCGCAAGGUCUCUGGGCCCGUGGUCGUGGCUGAUGGCAUGGGCGGUGCCGCCAUGUACGAGCUCGUCCGUGUCGGCCACGACAGCCUCAUCGGCGAAAUCAUCCGUCUCGAGGGCGAUUCAGCUACAAUUCAAGUUUACGAGGAAACAGCUGGGCUAACUGUCAACGAUCCCGUGUUGAGAACGAAAAAGCCUCUUUCAUGUGAGUUGGGACCUGGUAUUCUUGGAAACAUCUUUGAUGGAAUCCAGCGCCCUCUGAAAACUAUUGCUAUUAAGUCUGGAGAUGUCUACAUUCCACGUGGUGUUUCAGUCCCCGCUCUUGAUAAAGAUCAGCAGUGGGAGUUCCAGCCAAAUAAGCUAGGUGUUGGAGAUAAUAUCACAAAUGGAGAUCUAUACGCUACCGUAUUUGAGAACACAUUGAUGAAGCACCAUAUCGCGCUCCCUCCUGGUGCUAUGGGAAAGAUAAGUUACAUUGCCCCUGCGGGUCAGUACAGUCUGCAGGACACAGUGCUGGAAUUGGAGUUUCAGGGCAUCAAAAAGGAGUUCACUAUGCUCCACACAUGGCCUGUGCGGACACCACGGCCUGUUGCGUCAAAACUUGCUGCUGACACGCCUCUUCUAACAGGACAGCGUGUACUUGACGCACUGUUUCCCUCGGUGCUUGGAGGAACAUGUGCUAUUCCUGGAGCUUUCGGUUGUGGAAAAACUGUCAUUAGUCAGGCGCUCUCAAAGUAUUCCAAUUCCGACACUGUGGUUUAUGUGGGCUGUGGAGAAAGAGGAAAUGAGAUGGCUGAGGUCCUUAUGGACUUCCCGCAAUUGACAAUGACGUUGCCUGAUGGACGUGAAGAGUCAGUCAUGAAAAGAACAACGCUUGUGGCUAACACCUCCAACAUGCCUGUCGCCGCUCGUGAAGCCUCCAUUUAUACAGGAAUUACUAUUGCUGAAUACUUCCGUGACAUGGGCUACAAUGUUAGUAUGAUGGCUGAUUCCACGUCCAGGUGGGCCGAAGCAUUGCGUGAAAUUUCAGGACGUUUGGCUGAAAUGCCUGCGGAUAGUGGUUACCCCGCAUAUUUGGCUUCACGGUUGGCAUCCUUCUAUGAACGUGCUGGGAAGGUGCAAUGUCUUGGCAGUCCAGACCGGACAGGCAGUGUCACAAUUGUUGGCGCCGUCUCUCCUCCUGGAGGAGAUUUUUCAGAUCCUGUUACCUCUGCAACCCUCAGUAUUGUGCAGGUCUUCUGGGGACUGGAUAAGAAGCUGGCUCAAAGAAAGCAUUUCCCAUCUGUUAAUUGGCUCAUUUCUUACUCAAAAUACUCCACGGCUUUGGAAGGAUACUAUGAAAAGUUUGAUCCUGGCUUUAUUGACAUGAGAACAAAAGCUCGUGAAGUGUUGCAGAGAGAGGAUGACCUAAACGAAAUUGUCCAGCUUGUUGGUAAAGAUGCACUGGGAGAAUCUGACAAGAUUACUUUGGAGACAGCCAAGCUUCUGAGGGAAGAUUAUUUGGCACAGAAUGCUUUUACCCCAUAUGACAAGUAUUGUCCAUUCUACAAAUCUGUCUGGAUGAUGCGCAACAUUAUUCAUUUCAAUACAUUAGCGAAUCAGGCCGUGGAGCGAGCAGCCAAUGCUGAUGGACACAAGAUAACCUACGCCGUCGUAAAGAGUCGCAUGGGCGAUCUAUUUUACCGCCUUGUAUCCCAAAAGUUCGAAGACCCCGCAGAAGGCGAAGACGUCCUAAUCGCAAAAUUCCAGAAGUUGUACGACGACCUCACCACCGGGUUCCGCAACCUAGAAGACGAGGCUAGGUAAAAAAGAGAAAGAGGAAACAUUGUGUAUGGCCACCGUGUAAACAAUAAGGAGCACCAAAUGCUGUGAACGACUUGCGAGCAAUUUGCUUUUGCUUCACCGGAGUUUGUGUAGAUGCGAAUUACGUUUCAGGAUCCCCUCCCCCCUUUUUUUUGCGACAGACAGACAGACUUGUUUUUCCAGGAUUUUUACAUUGUUUGGUCUCCAGCGCCAGGAUGCACGCCAUUAUUUUUUCACCAUGUGUACCAUUAUUUGUUGUAUAAGAAGAUUGAACACCGGUGGACAUGUUCAUAGAGGAAUAAGCACGAUGUCCAUCUACUCGAACAUCAAUAAUGUCUAUAUUUAUAUCUAUUAUUUGCCAUUA